Molecule: messenger RNA, 654 nt
Organism: Aplysia californica (California sea hare)
Lineage: Eukaryota; Metazoa; Mollusca; Gastropoda; Aplysiida; Aplysiidae
Product: acetylcholine receptor subunit beta
Exons: 4
Coding region: 1-654 (217 amino acids)
Biological process (GO): monoatomic ion transport
Cellular component (GO): membrane
Source: RefSeq, a predicted model, not a curated record
AUGUCACAUAAACAGACCUGCAGCGAGGCCUUUGGGGUGUGCGCUCAAGCUGCAAACGUUCCUACAAUGCCGAGCACAGUUGGGGUGUUCCGGUUGCAACGUCUGUACUACGGCAUCACCAUCGCCAUCGUGUCGUUCGCCACAGCAAUGACAGUGUUUGUGCUCAACAUACAUCACAAGGGCGCCCGCGGCAGGGAAGUGCCCAGGAUUGCCAAGAAGAUUUUCUUUGGCGUUGUGGCCAAAAUCAUGUUUAUCCAUCUAGAGCUGGACGACCCUCCGGCCUCGCCGAAACCUGGCAACGGACCUAGAGGCCUGCGCUGCUCGCUAGACUUCUCGUCGUGGACCUAUGACGCAGCAGGUUUGAACCUCCUGACGCUAGGCCCCGACAACCAGGGCGACGUGAGUAACUACAAAAAUAGCACGGAGUGGCAGCUCAUCAGUUAUCUUCAAGAGAGAGAGGUGUAUCAGACGAUAGAGAAGAACGAGAUGCGCUUGGAGGAUCAGGACAGACGUGACGCCAUCAAGAACGAGUGGCAGCAGCUGGCAAUGGUCAUUGAUCGUCUGCUGCUUUUCUUCUUCAUCAUGUUGACGGCCGGCAUCACGCUUGCUCUCAUACUACCUGGCUACUAUGCCCAAGCCGCCAUCACCUCGUGA